Molecule: messenger RNA, 2183 nt
Organism: Beta vulgaris subsp. vulgaris (sugar beet)
Lineage: Eukaryota; Viridiplantae; Streptophyta; Magnoliopsida; Caryophyllales; Amaranthaceae
Exons: 13
Coding region: 595-2004 (469 amino acids)
Source: RefSeq, a predicted model, not a curated record
AGAAAACUAAAAAAAAGAUCUAAUUAGUCUUGUUCAUUUGGGGUUUUAAUUAUCAUUUUUUUUAAGCUUUGGAGAAGAUGAGAAUGGAGAUUGAACUUUUAAUGGAGUUUAUUUUUGUGGUGUUCUUGUACUUUUUGGAUAUUAAGUAUUAUUUAUUUUAUCUUAAUUGUUUUUUUUUUGUGUUUGUUUGUUUUUAUAGCUGUAUUUCAGGAACUAAAGUUCCAAAAAUUCCAACGGUUACUUUUUCAAUUUAAUUUUGCUUUUUUUUUUGCUCUAGUUAACCUCAGGUGAGUUAAAGUUGAGUUAACUUGCCGGAUUCUUGUCAUCAGGUACCAAAGGAUGAAAAAAAUAAUUAUAGGUCCUGAAUAAUGAAAAACGUGAUAAUUUGGGUCCUCUUUGUACCCUUAACUCCCCCUAGUUAUAACAGCUGGGACUACGUUUCUCUUCGAGGACCCCGCUCCUCCAACUUAAACAUGCACUCUUGGUAAGCUGAAACCUGAAAUCUGCUAAUUUGCAACUCUGAAAGUUGAGGUUGGCACAGUGAGUGGGUUAUUCCAGAGAGAAGAAAAGGCGAAGGAGCAAAGUGUAGUUGUGAUGGAUGAAGAAAUGGAAACUAAAACAGGAGGAAUAGGAGGUGUUGAAAAGGCAAAACCAGAUGUAGCUCCACCUGAGAAUUCCAACCAGAAGAAACGCAUUGAUUCUCUUGACAUUUUUAGAGGCUUCACUGUUGCUCUGAUGAUAUUGGUAGAUGAUGCUGGAGGAGAAUGGCCAAUGAUUUCACAUGCACCAUGGAAUGGCUGCAACCUAGCUGAUUUCGUUAUGCCUUUCUUCUUGUUCAUCAUUGGCAUGGCAAUUCCUUUAGCUCUAAAGAGGAUACCAAACAAGAUUAUGGCUAGCCGAAAAGUAAUCUUCAGGACCCUCAAACUUCUAUUUUGGGGCAUCCUCUUGCAAGGAGGGUACUUUCAUGCUCCUGACAAGCUGACAUAUGGAGUUGACAUGAAAAGAAUAAGAUGGUGUGGAAUUCUUCAGAGAAUUGCACUGUCGUAUCUGGUUGUAGCCUUUCUGGAGAUUGCAACUAAAACCUCUCAAGCCACAACCCAGUUAGAUAGCCGUUUCUCUGUAUUUAAGUUAUACUGCUGGCAGUGGGUGACUGGAGCAUGCAUUCUUGUUAUUUACUUAUCGGUGCUCUAUGGAGUAUAUGUCCCAGAUUGGCAGUUCAGCGUUCAGACUUCAGAGAGCCCUGAUCAUGGAAGAAAUUUCACUGUGGCCUGUGGUGUGAGAGGAAAAUUAAAUCCUCCUUGUAAUGCAGUUGGAUAUGUUGAUAGAAAGUUGCUGGGUAUUAAUCAUGUGUAUCAGCAUCCGGCAUGGAGGAGAUCUAAGGAUUGCACAGCAAACUCUCCGUUUGAGGGGGCUCUUCUAGAAAAUGCUCCAUCCUGGUGUCAUGCACCAUUUGAACCAGAAGGAAUUUUGAGCUCAAUAUCCGCCAUACUUUCAACAAUCGUUGGAGUACAUUUUGGCCAUGUGCUUAUUCAUAUAAAGAAUCACACUGACAGGCUGAAGCAUUGGGUUUCAAUGGGUCUUGCCCUCCUUAUCGUGGGACUCUUGCUUCAUUUCACCAACGCAAUCCCUUUGAACAAGCAACUAUAUACAUUCAGCUACGUGUGUGUGACAUCUGGUGCAGCAGCCUUUGUAUUUUCGGCCUUCUAUUUGCUGGUUGACGUAAUGGAUACGAAAUUCUUGUUUCUCCCAUUCAAGUGGAUUGGCAUGAACGCUAUGCUUGUCUUUGUCAUGGCUGCUGAGGGUAUUUUUGCAGGAUUCAUAAAUGGGUGGUACUAUCACGAUCCUCAUAAUACACUGGUAUAUUGGACCAAAAAACAUGUUUUUGUAGGAGUGUGGCAUUCCAAAAGAGUUGGCAUCUUAUUGUAUGUGAUCUUUGCUGAAAUCCUGUUUUGGGCUGUUGUUGCUGGCAUUUUGCACCGGCUCAAGAUAUACUGGAAGCUCUAGUCUUUAUGUUAUUACUAGCUUUCUAAGCACACGAUGCGUGUGAUGACAAUUUUUUCAUUAUGAUACUUCGUAAUGUCGAGUAGCUAUUUUUACAUGCACACAAUAUAUGUAGCGACAACUUAUUAUAAUAGUUUAAGUUGACAAUUUUUUUCAAUAAAGGCUAUGUUCUGUUCGACUUA